This is a messenger RNA of Morone saxatilis (striped sea-bass), 9222 nucleotides long. RefSeq names its product serine/threonine-protein kinase WNK1-like. Gene Ontology annotation, biological process: negative regulation of sodium ion transport; positive regulation of potassium ion import across plasma membrane; protein phosphorylation. Gene Ontology annotation, molecular function: ATP binding; chloride channel inhibitor activity; protein serine/threonine kinase activity. Gene Ontology annotation, cellular component: cytoplasm; cytosol. Lineage: Eukaryota; Metazoa; Chordata; Actinopteri; Moronidae. The record is from RefSeq and is a predicted model, not a curated record.
UGAAGCUGGACUGGAGCGUUUGAGUGUCUGGCCGUCCUGCCUUCGCCCACGGUUUGAUGUCCGGCGCCUGUUUUAGGCCGUGCACGUUUGUUUUCCUCACCAGUGAUUCCUUAUGCUUGAUAGAAGCUGCACCCUGUGUCUUACAGAAUGGAUGGUGUGGACUUAAAGGGACUCGUGUGUCUACGUCAGCGAUCUGUUUUCUGCUGUGGUGUUCAUUCUCAUACUAUUUACAAGAGAACACCUCCCAUCCUACACCUCCACUCUCUGCACUAUAUAUAUAAAGACCGUCUUUAAGCAAUAAAAGAAGACUGCUGGAGAUAGAAGUUAGAAGACUUUCUAUCUUUUUCUUUUUUCGUUUUAAAGCACAGAUCGAUUCUGCUUUAUAUAAGCUUAUUUUAUGGCGAAGAUGGAAGCGUCCUUAUUUUAAUUCUUCAGUUAUUGUACCCCCUUACUCUUAGUGUGGGUGGUGGGAUGUCGGAAAAGCCAGACAACAAUAUGGUGAAGUUCCUGGCUCCCCCUCAGAAGAGUGGAAAUGGCCCCAGUUCUGGUUCAGAUUCGAUGGUGAGUGAAGGCCGGUCGGAAGUGAGACGCCGGCAUCACACCAUGGAGCGCGACCGAUGUAACCCUGAACACCGUUUCUUGCGCCGCAGCGUCAUCAGCGAUUCAAACGCUACCGCAUUAGCCCUCCCUUUACCCAGCAAGAUCCCCAUCCCCGCCCCUCAGCGGGCCCCGCCGCGGGAAGCGGUCCCCCAACGUCAACAGAGCGCCGCUGUUGCUCAUUUGCCGCGGGCUGAACCAAGUUUAGCUAAAAGUGAGGACUCUGCUGACAGUGGAGGAGGAGAAGAAGGAAAAGGUGUAGAAAUAGCCAAGUUAGAUGUAGUGCCUUCAGAGCGGGAGCCUGCCGCUGUACGAGAUCUCUGCGACGGAGAGGUGGUGGUAGAAGCCCGCUCCGCACCGCGCUUAGGAACAGAAUUGCCUGGUCGAACAGAACCUGAGAGCACCGCCGAGGCCAAGUCUCCACCAGAAGAAGAGGGGGAGGAAGAGGAAAAGGACGCCAAGGCACGAGCAGAGGCAGAGCAGAGAGAAGCGGAGAAAAAAGUACAGGAUGACAUCGAAGAGGCAGAGACCAAAGCCGUGGGAACGUCACCAGAUGGGCGUUUCCUGAAGUUCGAUAUAGAAAUCGGACGUGGCUCCUUCAAGACGGUCUACAAAGGCCUGGACACCGAGACCACGGUUGAGGUGGCUUGGUGUGAACUGCAGGAUCGUAAGCUGACAAAGACAGAGAGGCAGCGCUUUAAGGAGGAAGCGGGGAUGUUGAAGGGACUACAGCAUCCCAACAUUGUCCGCUUUUAUGACUCCUGGGAGGGACCCUCCAAAGGCAGGAAGUGCAUUGUACUGGUCACUGAACUCAUGACUUCUGGCACACUGAAAACAUAUCUGAAGCGGUUCAAGGUGAUGAAAAUUAAAGUACUGCGGAGCUGGUGUAGACAAAUCCUCAAGGGACUCCACUUCCUCCAUACUCGGGCUCCCCCCAUUAUCCACAGGGACCUCAAGUGCGACAACAUUUUCAUCACAGGCCCAACAGGAUCCGUCAAGAUUGGAGACCUGGGACUGGCUACACUCAAGCGCGCAUCAUUUGCCAAGAGUGUUAUAGGUACCCCUGAGUUCAUGGCGCCUGAGAUGUAUGAGGAGAAGUACGACGAGUCAGUGGAUGUGUAUGCCUUUGGAAUGUGCAUGCUGGAGAUGGCCACCUCAGAGUACCCUUACUCAGAGUGCCAGAAUGCUGCACAGAUCUACCGCAGAGUUACCAGCGGGGUGAAGCCGGGCAGCUUUGACAAGGUGGCCAUUCCUGAAGUGAAGGAGAUCAUCGAAGGAUGUAUUCGCCAGAACAAAGACGAGAGGUAUUCAAUCAAGGACCUUCUGAACCACGCCUUCUUCCAGGAGGACACAGGGGUGCGUGUGGAGUUGGCGGAAGAGGACGAUGGAGAGAUGGAAGCUAUUAAGCUGUGGCUGAGAAUUGAGGAUGUAAAGAAACUCAAGGGGAAGUACAAAGACAACGAAGCUAUUGAGUUUUCUUUUGACCUCAACAAAGACGUCCCAGAGGAUGUGGCUCAGGAAAUGGUUGAGUCUGGUUAUGUGUGCGACGGUGACCACAAGACCAUUGCAAAGGCCAUAAAGGACAGGGUGUCUCUAAUCUGUCGCAAGAGAGCGCAGCGGCAGCAGGUCAGGGAAGAUCAGGAGAAGAGAAGGCUAGAAGAAGAACAGCAGAGUCAGCUACUGCCAGUACCGCAACCAGGUCCACAGCCAGGCACAGAUGUGCCUCAGUCCCAGCCAGUGCCACAGCCUGCUUCUUAUGCGUCUCCACAACCAAACCAACACAGCACACAGAUGUCUGCCCAACCUGCAUCUCAGCAGAGCCUUCAGAGCUCUAACUACAGCACUCCUCAGUCCAACCAACUGACCAGCAUGGCACAAGGGGUCCCUUAUGUCCCUCAAUCAACAGGGCAUGUCCCAGUUUCAGUUCAGGGUCAGAGUGUGGCUACCAUCCAGCCAGAGUCAGAGGAGCCUGAGACGGACCAACACCAACAACUACAGCACACUGGAGUCAGUCACAUUGGAGAAAGACUGUCUGGUUCCUCCAUCCUUCCUGAAGCCCAGCCUCCUCAAUCUGGAAUAUCCUACAGUUCUCCUCCCAGUCAGCACCUUCAGCUGCAGGUGUCCUGCCCGCAGACACAAAAUGACCAAAUGCAACAGCAGCAGUUGUCAGUGGUUCAACCCCAGAUGCAAGGUGUCCAGCCUGAAGUUGUUCCUGUUGCACCCAGCAGCCAGUCUGUUCCAGUGGCACCUUCACAGUACGGAGUUUACUACCAACCAUCGCUUCCCCCUCAGAUUCCCACCCAGCAAGUGAUGAUACCCCCAUCCUCUCAGUCGUCUCCCCCCCAACAGCAUCAACAGCCGGAGAGCAGCAGUACUCUUCAGAGCUCAACUCUACCACAGACACAGACGGGCGCUCAGCAGCUACAGGCUGUGAGUCUCCCUCAGUCAACACCAGUGGAUCAGCCUGCAGGGUCCGCUGUUCUGGUGCCACCAUCUGUAGAAAGCUGCCUGUCAGACACAGCUUCUGGUCUUAGUGACGGCAAUGAUGGAAGUUCUACAUCAGGAGGUCGCCACGAGGGCCGUUCGCUGAAGCGCCACCAGCGAAGAUCCGUCCGCAGCCGCUCCCGCCACGAGAAGACUGCAAGGGCCAAGCUAAAUGUUCUUAGUAUCUCUAAUGUGGGGGACAGAGUAGCAGAGUGCCAGCUAGAAACGCACAACAGGAAGAUGGUGACCUUCAAAUUUGACCUUGAUGGUGAUAAUCCGGAAGAGAUUGCAGAAAUCAUGGUUGCAAGUGAGUUCAUCUUGGAGAGUGAGCGGGAGUCCUUCAUCGAGCAGGUCCGUGAAGUUAUAGAAAUGGCUGAUGAGAAAGGAGAGGGCAUGAAGGAAGGCUUUCCACAGAUGAUUGAUCACCAACAACAGCCUGAGCUGUCUGUUCCCAUGUUGCCAGGCAUUUCCCCCAGCACUACAGCCCAGGUGGUGCAUUCAGCAGGACGAAGGUUCAUAGUCAGCCCAGUGCCAGAGUCCCGUCUCAGAGAACAGUUCUUUGGCUCUCCUUCUGCUAAUACCUCCUUUGGAGAUGAACUUGCCCCAGCUCCCUCUAUGACAUUGGGCCUGUCUCUGUCUGCUCCAUCUGGGACUCUCCAGCAGGCUUUCAGUAAAAUGAGGCAGGCUCGUGUAGAGAGAAGCAGCACACUUGAUCCCGAUCCUGCUGACCAAGAACCAGGCCCCGUCACAUCCAGUGAAGCUGUACUCGUCCCAAAUUCUAACAAAAUACUGGCUCCUCCAGAAGCUGUAACUUCCACCACUGGCGCUAUUUUUCCUGCUGCGUCUCUCCCAUUUACUGCAACAUCCUCACCACCUGCCUCUGCUGGGAGGGUUUCCCCUUCGCCUAUAUCCACCGUGUCCCAAACUCCAGCUCCUGUCACCAGUGAUCCCAGCCCACCGUCUUCCCAUGAAGCAGCCCCCUCACAGCAUCCACCAGCUGCCAGCAUCCCUCCCUCAUCUUCCACCAUUACUCCUCCAUCAGUGCAGACCUCCGUCCCAGCAGUCCUUGUGCCUCAACUGAGCGGUAGUUCUGUCUCUUCUGUUGCUAGUGUUACACCCAGUAGUACUGGCGCAGUCCCUGCUUCAGAGCAGCAGCCUUUUAAUAGUGCUGUUACGUCUUCUCAGCCUAUUAGUUCGGCCAUCCAUGGACCACAGCACGCGACCUCACAGUGUCAACCUGUCCCCAUUUCUGCUCAGCCCGCUCCUCCCACAUCGUUACCCAGUCAGGGCCAGGUGCAGCCACAGCCAGUGGAGUCGGAGGGGGCUGAGCUCCAGACCAAGACCGCUGGCAGAGAUGAUAUCCAAGCUCUAGAUAAGAAGCUACGGUCCCUUUUUAAAGACCAGAGCUCUGCCCCAUCACUGGAUCCCAGUCAGAACACAGGCACAUGCUCUCCUCCCACUGGGACUUCUUCCCCUCCGCCUGGAGCCGCCCUCGUGCCCCCAUCAAACCUUUCUCUCACAUCAGGGGUACAAGGUGUCCUGGGUUCCACAACCACCCCAGCAGGACAUGCACAGACGCCUCCAACAAAGCCCAGGGCACAGACGUUACCUACUGGUUUUGAUCAAGCUGCUACGCCUCCCUCCGACCUUGUACCUCCAUUUCCUGGACCAAACCAGUCACAGCAACCCCUGGGUAAUUUGGAUGCUGAGUUGAGGAGAGCUCUGAGCCCAGAGACUGUUCAGGGAGGUAACAGAGUCCAGCCCCCAGCAGCAGGUUUCACUCUGGGACGUUUCCAAGUGUCUGUUGCUGCUGAUGGUGUGUCCAGUAACGUUCCAGAUGCCUGCAGCGUCGUUUCCUCUUCGUCCCUCACGCCAUCCUCUACAUCCUCCUCAUCCUCCUCCUCUUCUUCAUCUUCCUCCUCCUCAUCCUCAUCCCCCUCAAGUCCAGAAAAUACCCUCCACAGGUCAUCUUCUCUGGCCAAAGGAGUUUGCGAAACUGACGGUGUAAAUGGAGCUCCGUCUCUCUCUGCCGUUCCUGCCAGUCAGUCCACCACUAUUGGGCGCUUCCAAGUGUCCACGAGCCCCAACGCCACAUCUGCGCCAACCACUGGCUCUAAAGUGGGACGUUUUUCUGUCACCGUAACCCCAGCUCCAGCAGCAGGCUCCAGUCCUUCACAUGGCUCCAGUAUGCAGAAUGGUCCCUCAUCCUCAACCUCUGAUCCUCCUAACACACAUACUCAUUACAGUAGUGACAAUGACGACGACUCUGAGACUGAAGACGAAGCUUUGCAGAAAGAAAUCAGCCGUCUCAGAGAAAAACAUAUGAUGGAGAUCCAGGCAUUGCAGACUCGUCAGAAAGAGGAGAUAGAGUCUCUGUUCACACGGAUGGGAAAACCUCCUCCCCACUCUGUCUUCUCCCCGGCUGUGGCAAUGGCUGGAGGUCGACGUAGGCGCAAAAGCCACAAAUCUGCCCGCAGUAGUGGACAGCCCAGCCCCUUGCACUCAGGAUCCCCAGCCUCUGCUCAGAGUCCUCAUGGUUCAGAGUCCUCUCCAAAGCAAAGUUCACCCUCAGCAACGGAGGCAUCACAGGCAGUUAGCAGGUCAUCCAUACAGCAGCUCAGAUCAUCUCCAUCCAUGCCCAGCCUCAGUAGUUGCUCCACAGGAUCCAGUGGGACCAGCUCCACGAAUGGUUCAGGCCACUACCAGAACCACUCUGCUACACUGACCCAGGCGACUGGACCCACUCCUCCUGCAUCUCACACCCAGAAGGGCAAGGGCACCUUCACUGAUGACCUGCACCAACUGGUGGAUAACUGGGCCAGGGACGCCAUCAACCUCUCCCAGUGCAAGAGGGGUCCUAAAACUGUCCCACAGGCAGCACUGGGACAAGACAUUAUCCCUCCAGUUAACAUGGGCCGUAAAUUCUCAGCUCCAGCGUAUCUCUGCCCAACGCUUCCCACGCCUUCCAACACCACGUCCACCACCACCACCACCACCACUCACCUCCCCAACCCAGCCAAUCCCUCCAUCCCCCAGGGGCCUCGUAAAGGCUCUCUGGGCCCAGUUGCCCCGGGGUUUGGAUACGCCUCGGCCUCGUACGGCGCUCCUCCGUGGCCAGGACCCACAGGCACAUGCCAGGUCAGCAUGCUUAACCCUGCACAGCCACUAACACAGUACCAGCCGGCGGUGACAGCCUAUCACAUCGGAGCUGCACCAGCCCCCCAGAAAUCAGUCAGCCCCGGAGGGCCCAACCUGAGGCCUACGUAGCCCAGUCAGAGCCCUGGUGAAGGCUGAGACGGAGGGCCACACAGGGCAGACAGUCGUUGAACAACAACCACUAGCUCUCUUGGCAGAUUGCAGGUUAGCUAGCUGGAUAUUGUGCUUUUUAUUUUUUAUUUUAUUUACUUUUAUUAUUAUUAUGUGGUUUUUUUUUUUUUCUGUAAAAGAGCUGACCUGUGUGGUUCAAGUCCUCUCAGGCAGAACGAACUCUGUCAGGCAAUUGGAGGGAGAGUGCAAUACACAUCCACACUUAGCCUGCCAUUAGCUGUGGAAUCGAGCUGUGACGAGUCGGUUGGUUUUGUCUGGUAAUCUACUGACCCAAAGGCAUAACCAACAACCGCCAAAGAUGUCUUUUGAGAGCAGACGCUGUAAUGUUGUCAUUCCUUUUGAAGAGGAGAAGGUAGGAAGCACUCUGGUUCACAACCUUACUGGUCCUGACUUUAAGCCGAACUGGGAUUGAAGACUAAACUAAUUCACCACAUAGACACACACGUGUUUGUGUGCGCACACCUGACUAAACAUUAAUCUGGUUGAGUGACUUGGGAUGGAAGGUUAAGUUGUCUCGGAGAGCGAGGGGGGGAGUGUACUUGAAAGUGGGAGAUAAGAGUGGGACAGUUUGUCCCAGAUGGGAAAGUAAGACUGGUGGAGGUAGAAGAAAGACGUAGUAAGUUAGGCAGGAGUGUAAUGGAUAGGGUUGCAGUAUGAAUACAUCCCAGUGGCGAAAAAUGCAAUAAUGGAAAAGAGUAGAUAUACUUUCCCUUGUAACUGUGGCCUUAAUCUCCAAACACACUUAAACAUUGACUUUGUACAUAGAUACUUCUUCACUGGGUUAUGAUUCCAUGUUUAGCAUAUUAAUGUCCCUGUGAGAGUCUGGUGUCAUUGUGAUUUGAGUUGUCUGUACAGAUUUAUUAUCAUACUGAUUUAUUCUUCGUGUAAGCCAGUGGAUCUGCCAUGUAUAAAAACAAAAAAAGGAGAAGCAUUGUCCUGGUGUUGACCACCAUUUGGAGUUUGAAUCUUGAAGAGGUGAUGCUGCUGUAAAUCACAAUCUGGGUAGGAGGGUGUUUGAAGGGUGUUCGAUUUUUGUUUUGUGUUUUUUUUUUUUUUUUUUAAACAAGAAUGAAAUCUUGUUUAGAAUCCCAAGUUGACACAUGAAACCACUUCACUUAGUGCUUAUCAAUGGAUUAUGAACCGUUCAAAAUCUACUUAUCAUACAAAAUGAAAUAGUUUUGGUUUAUUGCAGUAGUUAUUUGUGUAAAAGGGACGCAUCCUCCCAACUUCUCCCAGUUGUUUAGACAGACGGUGCAUGGACAAACAGGUUGUUAGUAAAGUCAUCUCACAUUAAAAAACAUAACAUUAGCUGUCACUUCUCAAAUCACAAGUGUCUGGGGUUCUCUCUUUCUGUGGUCUGUUUUUGUAUGCGUAUAUUUAAUAAAACAAAUGUUCUUUAUGGACCUGUAUUCAGCCAUCAGAUUUUGAUGUUGUUUCACUGUAAUUAUUAUUAAAGGUUGUUAAACAACAUGUAGUUAAGGAAUAUAAAAAGUGCAAUUGCAGGGUGGUUGUUAUUGGUAUGCUACUCACCAGGCAGGAGUAAUCCUGUGGUUUAUUAAGCUCUUCUAUCGUAUGACUGCCCUGCCCCCCUUUUCUAUUUAAUUGUAUAUAUGUUAAUGUGAGGUAAAUGCUUUCACCUAAUGCUCAGUCACUAGAGUAUGCUUGUGGUGACCCCCUCUUCCCUCCUCUCUCUCUCUCUACAUGCACAUGCACUCUAACCUGUAAACAUGAGGAACACUUUAGUGCCUUGCAUCCUCACUAAUGACAAGUUCCAGACUCAUCUAGUCCUGUAGUUGUGACUGUACUGCAGAAAAAUACGUGGCUCCAUAACCGUCACACAUCUUAAACAUGCGACUGGAUACCACACACACACAGACACACACACACACACACAGACACACACACACAGAGGACAGGACUGCAGAACAAAGAGCACACUGAGUAAUGUGGAAAACCGUUUCUUUUUCUCUCUGCAGUUACAUUUGUGUUGGUUGUGUAAUCAGCUGUGUAUUUAUAUUUGGCUCAUGCAUUCAUAAAAAAAAAAAAAGGCUGACAUUUCUUUCUCUUUUUUUUUGUGGAUUUAUCAUUAAACCGUUUUAAUAGAAGCACUUGUUUAAGGGCAGCGAGUGAGUUGUGUAUAAAAGGGUUAAAAGUUGUCGCGCCCUCGUGCCGGCUCACCCACCUCUCACACGAGUGCCAUGCUGUCAUCGUGACUCUUUCGCCCGCUCGUAGAUUUGGAUGAAUAGUUAAACUUCUCUAGAGAAAAAAUAAGUUACUGCAAUGCAGAAUAUGCAAUGUUUAAAAGUUUUAAAGGGACUGAGGGGGUAAUGGAAACAUUUGCAUGCUGAUGAGGGUUGUUACAGACUUCAGUGUUUUUGAUAUUGGAAUAUUAGAGAUCUUUGUUGUUGUUUUUUUUUUUUAUUAUUUGCCUUUCUGGGACUCAUCACUUUAGUGUUGAUCUGUUGAAUUGCCAUUCACCAAUAUCACAGGCACAACUUCAAUAUCAGACUAUCAGCAUAUGGUUUCUGCAUGCCGGCUUCACUGAUGUUUAAUCUUACAAAUGACAACCAACUCACAACUGGCCACUGUACAGCACAAGCUCUCAACGAAGCUUAAGGUCCAUGUGCUACAAUGCUACUAUCAGUAAUUAUCAGACUUCUGUACAGUACUGUUUGACGCUACUGACACACAGUAAUAUCUGUCUCUUAUUUCUGAUCCCUCCUUACUGACUUCCUGUGAUUCAGUGUCUGUUUUGUGUAUGUUUUUCACAUUGUACAAAAUGUAAAAACAAAUAAAAAUAAUAUUGCAACCAGA